GGUACGGUACGGUAUGGUAUGGUACUAUUACUCCGUACACAGGAACCGCUCCGGGCGCAGGGUCCAGACUUCAGACCCUACGGGCUUUGACCUGCCGGUCUCAAUCAAGGUCCCCCCCCGUGACGGGGUUUUCUUCCUAGCCUUGCUUUGAAAAACCUCCGGCCUGUUGAUCUCGCUUCUUGAUUUUCCAACGUUCGCCCCGACUGAGCUAACUAGAACCCAAACGACAGGGCCCCGCUUGCAGGAUAAAUGGUGAUAAGUAAUCCACCUACUAAUAAGCCUCACUUGUAGUUUACAAACGAUGAUGCCACAACCAAAUCUCCACUACACCGCGCCGAGAUGACUUUGCGCUCAUCUCAUGGCAACGAGAGCAACAUCGUGGGCUUGGCUUCGCCGUCCGUCUGAUCACUCAGGCCGACACGGGAUUACCUACCUACCAUUGCUGCAACGUCGGUUGCAUAGUCCCCAGAGAUGGCCAGAUUUCCCACUCGACGACUGGACCCCCGACCAUAGAAUAAACGUGUCUGUUCGCGCGGACCGAGUUUCUGCUGAAUCAUCAACAACCCUGCCCGUUUUCGGCACAGACCUGCCGCCCGAUGACUCUUGUACGGUACAUGAGCUUCGGAUGCUACGCUUCUGCAUCCGUAUGCAGUCGACGACAAGGCCCGCCCCGGUGCCUAUGUCUUUGCCAUUGCCAUGGGAGACGCUGCACAGCUCCUCGAAUCAAGACUUCUCCUCCUCUACCAAAGCGGCAUGCCAAGCGAUGGUGGUGUGUGUUUGUGUGUGUGUUUUUUCUUCUUCUUCUUUUUCGUCAUCAAUGCCUACUUCUGGGCCGCCCGCACUCUCUUUCCAGUGGGCGAUGGGGGGGGCUAUGGCAACACGUACUUGGGCCGAAUCAGCGUUUUCAGGAGACGCUGCGCCACGGUCUCGACUUUUGAUUCGCUUUUGUUUUCUUUUUGCUUUCCCACUCCAAUCAUCGUGCAGUCUACGAUGUACACUAGGUACAUCCCUCUGCAGGAACUUCCGCUUCCGUUUCCUUCAGAGGCCCGAGCUUGACCGGACUCCCCAGGUCUCCCCCAGAUAAACUCCUCACUAUCCGCUCAAGAGCUUAUUCCGGCGUCGAUGGCAGCGGUGAAGAAGAAAUGGAAUCAAAUCGGAAGCCACAAUGGCCUGGUUUUGCGCGUCUCUAUCUUUUAUUUUACUUUUAUUUUAUUCUUUUUGCCGCAUCCAAGUUAUGUGCCAG
Colletotrichum navitas is the source of this 1243-nucleotide messenger RNA. RefSeq lists its product as uncharacterized. Lineage: Eukaryota; Fungi; Ascomycota; Sordariomycetes; Glomerellales; Glomerellaceae. The coding region runs from base 359 to 1084 and encodes 241 amino acids. The record is from RefSeq and is a predicted model, not a curated record. The transcript is spliced from 2 exons.